Molecule: messenger RNA, 1485 nt
Organism: Drosophila busckii
Lineage: Eukaryota; Metazoa; Arthropoda; Insecta; Diptera; Drosophilidae
Product: CG6441
Exons: 3
Coding region: 214-1239 (341 amino acids)
Source: RefSeq, a predicted model, not a curated record
AUAAAAGUUUUACUCUCAUAUUACACUUGCUAUCUCGAAUUUUACAAUUUUACACACAUGAAAAGAAAAAAGUAACUAAAAUUUGCCAGAUAGUAACCAGAGUACCAGAUAUCGCUAUCGCAUCCAAACUACUCGAACAUUACAAUUUUUUCUGUCGCGGCCAAAGAAUUCAAAAUUCAUUUCACAGUUGUUCGUUAUUUCCCAAAGAGAAGUAUGGAGUUUAACAGAAGAGAAGGCAAAUGCAAAAAGAUGUUCAAAUCGUUGCCAUUUAAUUAUUUGCAUACCGACAACGAAAGCGAAUCCUCACUAAAUCCAAAUGCCAUGGAGUUUGUGCCGUCGCGCUUCAAGACAAACGAUAAGCCAAUGGGCAUGGGGUAUGGCAAUGGGAACGUCAUGAAGACCGAGGCCACGUCGACGACCACACUACGCCAGCGCGAACUUGUUGGCGAUGCGGAUCACUUGCAUGCGCAGCGCCAGCUCUUCGAGCUGCUACAUCAGCUGGGCGACAAGCAAAUGCCCUUGAAGGCCAUCCGCAUGAGCCUCUCACCCGAUGGCCAGGGCAUCAAUGUGCAGUUCAAGGCCGAGCACAAUGAGCCCGGUCGCAAGCUGCUCGACGAGAGUCUCUGCCAGGUGGCCGCCCUCAAUCUGGAGCUGAACGACCGCUCAUUUAUGCCGACACGUUUGCCCAAUGUGCUGGCGGCCAAUUUUAUGCUGCGCAUAUCGGAUGUGCUCAACGAGAAGAUCGAUCCCUCGAGCGCCAACUGUUGCACCGACAGCUCCACCUCGGAGACGGUGGAGCCCAAGACCAUGACGGUCUCCUCCAACUUUAGCUCGAGCACAUCCCUUAAAGCCGCCAACACAACAGCUCUUGGUGCUGGCGGCGGACUGUCGGACAAGUCGUCACUGCCGCGUGCCCAGAGUCCGCAGCAUCAGCAGCAGCCAUGCAGCAUUAGUUUGCCCAAGCAGCAGCAGCUACAGCCGACCCGUGUCCCCAACGAUCUGAGCAACUGGAGCAGCAAACUGAACACCAAUGCCUGGUCCAAGGUCCAUCCCCGAGCUAGGGUAGUUAGUCCAGACUCCCAACACAAGUAUGAUACAAAUUCAAUGAAAGCCAAGCCAUGCAUUAAGCGUUCCUCAGCUAAUGCACCACGCAGCACUUUCACCUCACUUAUGCGACAGUCAGAGGUGCAAAGGCGCCUGGGCCUUUCGAAAGUUGAUAAAAAAACAUUUGACAAGUAAUGUUUUUCCAAUUUUUAUAAAGCAUUUGCAGCAAUUGUAAUUGUUUAAAAAUAUUUGCAUCGAAAGAAAAAUAUCUCUCACGUAUUUUAUUCAACUCGUACAAGCGCCGAGUCCUUACACUUAUUAUUAUUAAUUAUGGUAGUAAGUGAUACGAGUAAAUAAUAGUACUGUGUGUGUGUUAAAAUCAAAUUCUAGCAUGCACCACACGAGUUGGUAAUAUGCAAAUAAAAAGUUAUAUCUAUGUAA